UGCUGUUUCCCUUCCUCCCUCUUCCUCCUCCAGAGCAGAAAUGCAGCGGAGCUUGAUCCGACUUGUCCUGCCUGCGUUUUCAGUGCGUCUUUUUGGUGCCUUUCUGAUAUGGCCAUUUCUAUAUCGCUCCAGUGUCUGGGACUCAUCAUACUCGCAGCGAUCCUCCUCCAGACCAUCACGGUUGCUGUCAGCUUUAUGUACUUCAACAAAGUCCUGAACACGAUGCGGGAGAGCUUCUCUAGGAGCAGUGUGUCCUGCCUGAUAAAUACGAAUCUGCACUCAGGGUUGGAAGAGUCAGCAGCUCAGGAAAAGAAGAGCGACCCCUGCUGGCAAGUCACGCAACAGCUCCACUACCGCAUAGAGAAGACGAUGGCUGACAGAUUCCAGAGAGAGAUAUCCACUGCUAUGAGAAAUAAGCUGACGGGGGUGCUGCCUUUCCUGAGCCCUGGAGUCCGAGGGGCCCCUCUUCCUAAAGUUGCAGCCCAUGUGACAGGUGUCAUCUCGUCCACUGAGUCUCCUACAGCAGAGGGCUCGCGGAGCAGCAGGGGGUACCUGGGGCAGCGAAUCAGAGCAUGGGAGGGCCAGACAGGUCUAUCCUUCCUGCAGAGCAUGGAGCUGAGGGGAGGAGAGUUGCUGGUGCCCAGAGCGGGCCUCUACUAUAUCUACGCCCAGACCUACUUCAGACUCCCUUCCACUGGGGAAACAGAAGGGGAGGUAAAGGGAGAGGAAACAAAGGAGGAGGAGGGAGUGCAGCUUGUCCAGUACAUCUACAAGAAGAUGAGCUCCUACAUGGCGCCCAUCCUGCUGAUGAAAUCGUCCCGGGGUGUCUGCUGGCCUCGCGGUCAAGAACCCGGUCUUUUCUCCUUGCACCAAGCUGGUACUGCCUUUCUACAGCCUGCUGAUCGCAUCUUCAUCACUGUUAGCAAUGCCAGCACCUUGGAGAUGGACAGGAGGGCAAGCUACUUUGGGGCCUUCCUGGUGGGCUAGAGAGAGAGUCAGACUAGGAUGACUUGAUGUAGACAUUGACAGAAGUUGCUUGACAAUAUGAGCAGCUGUGUGAGGAUACAGGAUUGGAGAAGGAUGAACUGGGAGGAGCACAAAGGACUUCUUCAGGGGCCAUGGAGCUUUAGGGAUAUGACCAAACCAAGCUGCAGUGACAGACUCUCAGUCACCUAAGAGUGGCAAGGAAGAAGAGCUGUGUGAUGUGUGUAUUUACCCCAGCAGCGAUCACUUCACACAGUAUUUCUGUUUUCAAGGCUGGUAAACAGAAAGUACUGAAUGACAGAGAAGACAUGGAUUAUGUGGUGCAUUCAGAGCACAAGACAUCUGGAGCAGUACAAAAGAUGCAGAUUAAAUGUUGUGCUCUCAUGUGUGAACGCCCUCAAGACCCGAGUGAGUUGUUCUGCCUGCGGGUCAAACAGUCAACAGACAAGUUGUCAUCCUCUGGAAUUGACAGCGGUAUUGGACACAUGACACUUAACAGGUUUUUUUUUUAUUAUUAAAAAUAAGUA
Messenger RNA from Monopterus albus (swamp eel), 1511 nucleotides. Its product is annotated as tumor necrosis factor ligand superfamily member 10-like. Gene Ontology annotation, biological process: immune response. Gene Ontology annotation, molecular function: tumor necrosis factor receptor binding. NCBI's taxonomy places the organism in Eukaryota, Metazoa, Chordata, Actinopteri, Synbranchiformes, Synbranchidae. Bases 109 to 987 code for a protein of 292 amino acids. Gene Ontology annotation, cellular component: membrane. The transcript has 6 exons. The record is from RefSeq and is a predicted model, not a curated record.